AUGUCUGGCAGAAGACGACGCAUCAAAUGCUACGUGGAGCAAGUCAAGGACUUCGAUGAGUACGGCGUGACUCUGAUGAAGCAGGAGCGAGGCGUGCCGCUGGCGCGAUGCCUGAUACCGGAAACUGACCUGGAAGACGGCCAACAGGUCGUGGUGGCUGGGAUAGGCAUGAUCGAGAGAUUCCAGCAAACGGUGCCGCUGGGGUUACGCGCUCAGAUUGACUCUAUCAGCGGCGGAGUAGUCAAGGUCGACAACAUCUACGACUGCACCGCCGGUGGACCGAUCCUAAACCCGACCUCCAACCGCUUUGUCGGCAUGAUCACGUCCAUCGAAAAGGACUCGUGGCUGAAGAGCGGCCGGGCCUCAUUCUGCCCACUGACGCUGAGCUCGCCGUUAUGGAUCAAGAUCGGCCAGGCCAUGCAGCGCUAUCUAGCCGAGCGUCUUAGACACCUGCCGGUCCAAACGCUGUGA
This is a messenger RNA of Phytophthora sojae, 471 nucleotides long. RefSeq lists its product as hypothetical. The transcript has a single exon. Lineage: Eukaryota; Oomycota; Peronosporomycetes; Peronosporales; Peronosporaceae. Bases 1 to 471 code for a protein of 156 amino acids. The record is from RefSeq and is a predicted model, not a curated record.